Prunus armeniaca (apricot) is the source of this 267-nucleotide messenger RNA. NCBI's taxonomy places the organism in Eukaryota, Viridiplantae, Streptophyta, Magnoliopsida, Rosales, Rosaceae. The record is from the annotation of a GenBank genome assembly.
AUGAUUUCCUUAUGUGUAUUCAACCUGCUGAGUUGGAGACUUGAGGUAGGGCAGAUGCCUAGAGCUAGGAUGGGUCCCUUUAAGUUCUUUAGUUUCGUGGAAUAUUGGGGUGAUUUCUUACCUACUGUUUCUCAAUGCUGGACCUCUCAGGCUGCUGUUACGUCUAGGGAAGCUAAAGGAACCCUUGCGGUUCGUCAACAUAAGCUGCACUUUGACCCCUUCAAUACAAAUCUCAGAGCUCAUGUUUUCUUUAGAUGCAUUAAUUAG